Fusarium poae is the source of this 1458-nucleotide messenger RNA. RefSeq lists its product as uncharacterized. The coding region runs from base 1 to 1458 and encodes 485 amino acids. The transcript has 2 exons. The record is from RefSeq and is a predicted model, not a curated record. Lineage: Eukaryota; Fungi; Ascomycota; Sordariomycetes; Hypocreales; Nectriaceae. Gene Ontology annotation, molecular function: protein kinase binding; cyclin-dependent protein serine/threonine kinase regulator activity. Gene Ontology annotation, cellular component: cyclin-dependent protein kinase holoenzyme complex; nucleus. Gene Ontology annotation, biological process: regulation of cyclin-dependent protein serine/threonine kinase activity.
AUGAUUGCCAACCCCUCCCUUCAACACCACCACUCACACGAUUCUUCUUCAUCCUAUCGAUCUGGUAGCCGAUCACGACACUCCACCACUCCUCGAGCCCAGCGGACAGCAGAGCUUGUCGACUUUAAUAGCAACCAUAGUUCUACCACGUGGUCACCUGCGACAGCAACAGUAUCUGUAUCGACCUUGGAGUCUACAUCUACUCCAGCGUCAGCGGGUCACGAAACCACCCACGUGUCGGCCACCGGCGGAGCCUCACGCUUCCCUUCCCCGCCUCCGUCCUCAUCGCCUGCUGCUGCUACCGGCCCUGCUUAUGCCGAUGAUGCAAAGAGCUCGUCUAUGGCAUCUGACGCGAGGGACUCUGGUCCCCUAGGUCACGCUACGCGGUCCGGCUCAGUUUCACAUACUCCUGCUGCCCAGCAACCAUCUCCCGCAUCCGACGAUUUCCAAAUAUCCAACCCAGCUUAUCCUCUCUCUGGCGCACCCUCGCAACCGCCAGAGCAGACAGUUAUACAUAUACGUGACUUAGCACAUAUUCAGAGUCUGGCAAGCGCCGACCUGCUAUCUGGCAAUGGCGGAUCCGGCAUUCUAAACGACCCCCCUCUUCAGCAAAUGAAGUAUGAAAUCAGUGGCAUGCCCAUAGGGGACAUUAUCGAGAUGGUGGCUGCGCUAUUAACAAAGAUCACUACCACAAACGAUCUACAGCACGAUGCGAUGCAGCGCAAUGUUGCUCACCAGCAGCAGGCCAACCAAUCCGGCGACACGAGCGGUGGCUCGAUCUCGUCCUUGAACCAUUCUGUUCUCGCCUUCCAUGGCAAGAAUGUUCCUGCCAUUACUAUCCUCAGCUACCUGUCGAGAAUACACAAGUACUGCCCCACCACUUACGAAGUAUUCCUUAGCCUUCUGGUAUAUUUUGAUCGCAUGACAGAGCGAGUCAACGACAUGGUUACAAAAAAUGAAGAGAUUCGAAGGCAGUCGCAGGCGCAGCAAACGAACACAAAGAUACCUCAAGACACUCCGAUGCGUGGCGAGGGUAUGAAUGACACAGAUGAGAGCGAUUCAGACCUUGCGGAUGACGAUGAUGAGGAGAUGGCCGAUUCAGCUCGACAAAGCCGUGCAAGCAACAACAAGGGGGCUGCCACUCCUACCGAACACCCUGCCAUUGCUGCUGCAACAUACUUUGUUGUUGAUAGCUUCAACAUCCAUCGUCUCAUCAUCUCUGGCGUGACGUGUGCAAGCAAGUUCUUCUCGGAUGUUUUUUACACCAACUCGAGAUAUGCCAAGGUUGGUGGACUGCCACUGGUUGAAUUAAAUCACCUUGAACUCCAAUUUCUUCUCCUCAACGACUUUCGUCUCGCAGUUCCAGUGGAAGAUCUGGAAGCGUACGCAACCAUGUUGGUCGAAUUUUAUGCCCGGGAAGUGGUAGCUAAGCAAGCAGGUGCUGGGAGUACCGAGUGA